AAUGCCGUUUGCUUGGGAGCGGGGGACAAACCCGUCAGCGAAUAUAGAUCGGUUCUUUACUACCAGGUCAAACAGCCGCGUUGGAUGGAAACGUUAAAGGUAGCAGUCCCUAUUGAAGACAUGCAAAGGAUACAUCUACGCUUCAUGUUCAGGCACAGGUCUUCCCAAGAGUCUAAAGAUAAAGGAGAAAAGAAUUUUGCAAUGGCCUACAUAAGACUAAUGAAGGAGGAUGGAACAACUCUUCAAGAUGGCAUCCAUGAUUUGUUAGUUCUGAAGGGGGAGAGUAAAAAAAUGGAGGAUGCUAGUGCUUAUUUGACAUUACCUUCUACACGUCAACACGUAGAAAAUAAAGGAGCAACCUUAGUCAGGAACUCAAGUAUUGUAGGGGGCCUUUCAGUAAGCUCACGAGAUGCGUUUUAUAUUUCAACUCUUGUUUGUUCUACGAAGCUAACUCAGAAUGUGGGCUUACUAGGUCUCUUGAAGUGGCGUAUGAAGCCAGAGCUGCUUCAGGAGAACCUGGAGAAACUGAAGAUUGUGGAUGGAGAGGAAGUUGUGAAGUUUCUCCAAGACACACUGGAUGCCCUGUUUAACAUCAUGAUGGAACAUUCCCACAGUAAUGAGUAUGACAUCCUUGUCUUUGAUGCACUGAUAUAUAUCAUAGGACUCAUUGCAGACCGUAAGUUUCAACAUUUUAACACUGUUUUGGAAGCAUAUAUCCAACAACAUUUUAGUGCAACAUUGGCAUACAAGAAAUUAAUGACUGUUCUGAAGACUUACUUGGAUACCUCCAGUCGAGGGGAGCAGUGCGAACCUAUCCUAAGAACUCUGAAAGCACUGGAAUAUGUUUUCAAGUUCAUUGUUAGGUCAAGGACAUUAUUUUCACAAUUAUAUGAAGGCAAAGAACAAACAGAAUUUGAAGAAUCUAUGAGGAGACUCUUUGAAUCCAUCAACAACUUGAUGAAAAGCCAACAUAAAACUGCCAUUUUGUUGCAGGUUGCUGCCUUGAAGUACAUACCAUCCGUUCUUCAUGAUGUGGAAAAGGUCUUUGAUGCCAAGUUACUGAGCCAACUACUAUAUGAAUUUUACACUUGCAUUCCACCAGUGAAACUACAGAAGCAGAAAGUGCUCUCCAUGAAGGAAAUAGUACGCAGCAACCUUUUUAAAAAACAAGAAUGCAGGGACAUUCUGCUUCCUGUGAUUACAAAAGAGCUGAAGGAGUUACUGGAACAGAAGGAUGAUCAGCAGCUCCAGGUCCAAGAGAAGAAGUACUGUGUUGAAUUACUCAAUAGCAUCCUGGAGGUUCUGAGCUGUCAAGACCCUGCAUCAACUUAUGACCAUAUUCAAGAAGUAAUGGUACAGUUAUUACGCUCAGUGAACAGAACCGUUAUUACAAUGGGACGAGAUGAUCCCUUAAUUAGUCAUUUUGUGGCGUGCAUGACAGCAAUCUUAAACCAGAUGAACAACCAGCAUUAUUCAGUUUACAUUGAAACUUUUCAAACAAGUUCAGAACUAGUGGACUUCCUGAUGGAAACAUUCAUAAUGUUCAAAGAUCUCAUUGGGAAGAAUGUUUACCCUUCAGACUGGAUGGCAAUGAGCAUGGUACAGAACAGGGUAUUCUUGAGAGCCAUCAACAAAUUUGCAGAGACAAUGAACCAGAAAUUUCUGGAUAAUAUGAAUUUUGAAGUCCAACUGUGGAACAACUAUUUUCAUUUGGCUGUGGCUUUUAUUACCCAAGAUUCACUACAGCUAGAAAACUUUUCCCAUGCAAAAUACAACAAAAUCCAGAACAAAUAUGGAGAUAUGAGACGUUUAAUAGGUUUUGCUAUCCGUGACAUGUGGUACAAACUUGGUCAGAAUAAAAUCUGCUUUAUUCCGGGGAUGGUUGGACCCAUCUUGGAAAUGACACUUAUUCCAGAAGUUGAGCUACGAAAAGCCACAAUCCCCAUUUUCUUUGACAUGAUGGUGUGUGAAUAUCAAAGGACAGGAGAAUUCAAAAAGUUUGAAAAUGAAAUAAUUUUGAAGUUGGACCACGAGGUGGAGGGAGGACGAGGGGAUGAACACUACAUGCAGUUGUUUGAGUCCAUUCUUACAGAGUGUGCGUGCCAGUAUAGCGACAUUUUUAACUUGGUUGAAAGUUUUGUCAGCCUGGUUAAAGGCCUCUUGGAAAAACUGCUGGAUUACCGAACCGUGAUGAAUGAUGAGAGCAAGGACAACCGCAUGAGCUGCACUGUGAACUUACUGAAUUUCUACAAGGACAUUAACCGUGAAGAGAUGUAUAUCAGAUAUUUAUAUAAAUUGCGAGAUCUUCAUUUAGAUUGUGAGAAUUACACGGAAGCAGCCUAUACCCUUCUACUCCAUACGUGGCUCUUGAAGUGGUCAGAUGAACAGUGUGCACCCCAAGUCAUGUCAACAGAGUUCCAGUGCUCACAGACCUAUCGACACUUGAAAGAGAAUUUGUAUGAGAAGAUCAUAGAAUACUUUGACAAAGGAAAGAUGUGGGAAGAAGCCAUAUCCUUAUGCAAAGAACUUGCAGAGCAAUAUGAAAAGGAAGUUUUUGACUAUGAACUUCUAAGUAAAAACCUGAUUCAACAAGCUAAGUUCUAUGAAAACAUCAUGAAAAUUCUGAGACCUAAACCAGACUACUUUGCUGUUGGAUAUUAUGGCCAAGGAUUCCCCACAUUUCUAAGGAACAAAGUAUUCAUCUAUCGUGGGAAGGAAUAUGAGAGGAGAGAGGAUUUCCAGGCACAGCUGAUGAGCCAGUUUCCCAGCGCAGAGAAGAUGAACACCACCUCAGCACCUGGAGAGGAUGUGAAAAACUCUCCUGGUCAAUAUAUCCAGUGUUUUACAGUGCAGCCAGUCCUGGAGGAGCAACCUAGAUUCAAAAAUAAGGCAGUACCUGAUCAAAUCAUAAAUUUUUAUAAGUCCAACAAUGUGCAUCGGUUCCACUAUUCAAGACCAGUCCGAAAAGGAUCUGUUGACCCUGAAAAUGAAUUUGCCUCUAUGUGGAUUGAGAGAACAUCAUUUGUUACAGCAUACAAACUUCCUGGAAUUUUACGAUGGUUUGAGGUUGUCUCCAUGUCACAGACUACAAUCAGUCCUUUAGAGAAUGCCAUUGAGACUAUGUCCAUGACAAAUGAAAAAAUUUUGAUGAUGAUUAACCAAUACCAGAGUGAUGAGAACCUUCCUAUUAAUCCACUGUCUAUGCUUCUGAAUGGAAUUGUUGAUCCAGCUGUUAUGGGUGGCUUUGCUAAAUAUGAGAAGGCUUUCUUCACAGAAGAAUAUAUCAGAGACCAUCCAGAGGAUCAAGAAAAGCUGAAUAGACUCAAAGAUCUAAUUGCUUGGCAGAUACCUUUCCUUGGGGCUGGAAUUAAAAUUCAUGAAAGAAGAGUUUCUGAUAAUCUUCGUCCUUUCCAUGACCGUAUGGAGGAAUGUUUCAAGCACUUGAAAGUCAAAGUGGAAAAACAAUAUGGAGCCAGAGAACUGCCAGAAUUUGAUGACAAGAGAGUAGGACGGCCAAGAUCAAUGCUGAGAUCCUAUCGUCAGUUAUCAAUUAUUUCCCUGAGUUCCAUGAAUUCAGACUGCAGUACUCCAAUCAAAAUUGCUUCAGAAAGCUUUGAUCUGGAAGUAGUGCUACCAAAGCCAGUAAAAGCAGAAUCAGAGGAGGCUGCUCUGCAAAUUAAUCCUCACCCUGAAGUAAAGAUGAGAAGGUCCAAAAAAAGAACAAAAAGAAGCAGUGUGGUGUUUGCUGAUGAGAAGACGACACCUGAUAUUUCGAUCUCUGAAAUGAAAUGUCUGUCAAGGAAAUACGAGUUCAUGAGUGACACCAACCUGUCAGAGCAUGUGGUGGCACCUCAGAAAACGUCUGUCCUCAAGCAGAUGAGUUCUGUCAGUCGUUCUAUGCCAACUAUCCCAGGAUUAACUCUGUCCGUCAGCCCAUCCAUGGCACCUGAUGAAACAAUUGCAUCACAUAGGUUGAGUCAUCCAGUGUUUCCUUCCACCUCAGAUGGUGACAAGAAAACCUUCAAAAAAAAGAAAGUUAACCAGUUAUUUAAAACAAUGCGCAUUUCCAAAGUUCUAGAAGAUGGAAAGCAGUCUGUGGAGCAUCAUUUCAAAUCUUCAUCUACAGAUCUGUAA
Tauraco erythrolophus (red-crested turaco) is the source of this 4134-nucleotide messenger RNA. NCBI's taxonomy places the organism in Eukaryota, Metazoa, Chordata, Aves, Musophagiformes, Musophagidae. The record is from RefSeq and is a predicted model, not a curated record.